Molecule: messenger RNA, 2210 nt
Organism: Vombatus ursinus (common wombat)
Lineage: Eukaryota; Metazoa; Chordata; Mammalia; Diprotodontia; Vombatidae
Product: zinc finger protein 483-like
Exons: 6
Biological process (GO): regulation of DNA-templated transcription
Source: RefSeq, a predicted model, not a curated record
CCAACCCUUGAACUCGACUCCCCGCAGCGUGAUUGGGUCCUGCGUGAUCUGGCAGCAAUGGCUAGAUGAUAUAACUGGUGCUUCUGGGUCUCCCCAGCCAACCAUGAUGAAUUGCUACCUACAGUAUACAUCAGGAAUGUCUGCAGGUUUUCAGCUUGAAAGGAAAUGAAUCCUUGCUAAGAAUAUAGAUUUGAAGUCCCUAAUGAUGGUCUCCAAUGGAAAGAUGCUGACCCUGAAUAAGAUGAUGACUCUAAGUUCCCAAAUCCUGGCUGUAUAUGAACAAGAUAGAUUACUGAGAGCAGAUGCCUCAAAGGACAGAGUAACCAUUCUAGGAAAAGAGAAAUUUAACCAUGAGGCUUCUCGCCAGAACUUCAGAUGUUUUCCAUAUCCAGAGAAAGCUGGACCCCGGGAGGCUGUGAACCAGCUCUGGGAACUCUGCCUUCAGUGGCUGAGGCCAGAGAUUCACACAAAGGAGCAGAUCCUGGAGCUGCUGGUGCCGGAGCAAUUCCUGACCAUCUUGCCCAGUGAGAUCAGGAUUUGGGUGAAGACACAGCAUCCAGAGAACAUUGAGGAGGUGGUCGCUAUGGUGGAGGAUUUGACCCAGAUGCUUGAGGAAAAAGCUCUCUGUUCUCAGGAUUCUGUCCUUUCCCAAGAGGGAGACAGAGACAGAGAAAGAGAAGGAAUGCUGACUGUGAUCCCAAUAACCAGAUGUCAGAAAUCAAUGACAUUUAAGGAUGUGGCUCCAGAUUUUACCUGGGAAGAGCGGACACAAUUGAACCCUGUUGAGCAGGCCCUCUGCAGAGAAGUGCUACUGGAAACUUAUAGGAACCUAGUUUUUCUUGGUCUUUCAACAACCUCCAAACCAGAUGUUAUCUCUCAGUUGGAAGAUGGAAAAGUUCCAGGGAUGCUGGGUAGUGAAACUCCAAAAGGCACCAGUUCAUAUUGGGAUACUGUGCCCAAAGCCAAAGAUUCAGUUAUAAAAUGGGACACUUUUGCGAAAGAAUCAUCUCAGAGGGUGAUAAUGAAAAGAUCCACAAGGCAUUGCUCUUGGCAACUGGGAGAAUCUUUUAUAUGUUAUGAUACAUUAGUAAGGCAACAGAUCCACCAGGAGAAACUGGUAAAGCAAUCAACAGUCACAUCUGAACAAAUAUCAAGUAAGGGGAGAAUCUUUGAAAGAAAUGAAUUUGGGAAAAACUUCAGUCUAAGGUCAAUCCUAGUUACACAGGAGAGAGUUCCUACAGUAAAGAGUCUCUAUAAGUGGGAUAUGUAUGGAAAGAGCUUCAAAAAUGAUUUGUACCUAAUUAAGUCCCCAAGAAUCUAUGCAGGGAAGAAGCCUUUUAAAUAUACUGAAUAUGGGAAAACCUUCAGCCAGAUUUCACAAUUUAAUCUUCAUCAGAAAAUUCAUUCAGAAGAGAUACCCUAUAAAUGUAAUGAAUGUGGGAAAGCCUUUUCCAUCAGAUCACAUCUUACUCAACAUCAGAGAAUUCAUUCUGGAGAGAAACCCUAUAAGUGUAAUGAAUCUGGGAAAGCUUUUACUCAGAAGACACACCUUAAUAAACAUAAACAUACUCAUAUUGGAGAAAAGCCAUUUAAAUGUACUGAAUGUGGAAAAGUAUUCAGUCUAAUUUCACAACAUAAUCUUCAUCAGAGAAUUCAUUCUGAAGAGGAUCCCUAUAAAUGCAGUGAAUGUGGUAAAGCCUUCACUGUCAGAUCACGGCUUGCUGAACAUCAAAGAAUUCAUGCUGGUGAAAAACCUUAUAAAUGUAACGAGUGUGGGAAAGCUUUUACCAAGCGGGCAAACCUUACUCAACACCAGCAUAUUCAUGUUGGGGAGAAACCAUUUAAGUGUAAUGAAUGUACAAAAGCCUUUAGCUGUAUUUCACAAUUUAAUCUUCAUCAAAGAAUUCAUUCUGGAGAGAAGCCAUAUAAAUGUAGUGAAUGUGGGAAAGCCUUCACCAAGAGGGCAAAUCUUAAUCAACAUCAGAAAAUUCAUUCUGGAGAGAAACCCUUUAUAUGUAGUGAAUGUGGGAAAGCCUUCACCGUCAGGUCUCACCUUACUCAGCAUCAUAGAAUUCACUCUGGAUAGAAAUCCUGUAAAAGUAAUCCAUUUGGGAAAGCCUUUCCCACCAGGUCAUGGCUUAUGUAACAUCAAAGAAUUCCUAUUAUAGACUAACAUUAUUAAAAAUGCAGAUGAUCAGAAAGGUCUCUGU